Sphaerulina musiva SO2202 is the source of this 3014-nucleotide messenger RNA. RefSeq lists its product as uncharacterized. The coding region runs from base 38 to 2911 and encodes 957 amino acids. NCBI's taxonomy places the organism in Eukaryota, Fungi, Ascomycota, Dothideomycetes, Mycosphaerellales, Mycosphaerellaceae. The transcript has a single exon. The record is from RefSeq and is a predicted model, not a curated record.
GCCAGACGGCGAUUGCGCCAGCGAACAGACCAGCAGCAUGAUAAACAUCGACAUGACCGACGAUCCGGAAACCGACCAAGAACACCAGAUCUACGCACCGCCUGCACACAUCGCUGCACGAUUCUAUCGCAACCAAUUCACACGGCGCAAGUCCUCGGCAGCGUCUUCGCGAAGGAAUUCCCUUUCAUCUGCACACUCGCAGGCUCAUUCGCACACUUCUGGCCGCUCCUCCAUUCGCCGGAGCUCUACGGGAGGAUGCCAGUCCACAUAUAUCGCUCAGCACCUUCGGCGAGCCUCCAUCAUCGAAUCGCGGAAGGCACGACUAGCGGACCGAGCGGCGCACGCAGAGCAAGUGCGACUGCGAGCCGCUCUGGCCAAGGCUGCGCCCAGAGGCAAGGAAAAUAGCGAAGAACGCGCUCUCGCUGCACAAGCCGCGAAGGAGAAAUUCCUCGCCAAGGUAGCAGCAACAUGUGCAGAGGAAGUAGCGCGUGCGAAGCGCAUUGCAGAGGAGGUGAAGGACCGCAAACUCGCCGAAGAGUCCCGGCUGCGUCUGGAGAUGGAAGAGCGACACGCCGAGGCCGAGAGGAGGCGUGCCGAGUUCCAGAGAAACAUUCAAGCUCGCAGAGCUAGGCGCUCCAGCUCGGAGAAGAAGCUCGCAGUGGUGGAGGAAGUGGCUGAUAUCGAGGAAGAUGCCAUUGUGGUCGAAGAGACGUCUUCUCCGGAAGUAAACCGAAUCGCCGCUGCAAUACGUGCGAUACAGAGUGCCUGGGUCGCUUACAAACAGAGGAAACCAGUCCUCAGAUUUCGAAACCUUGGUGUUACUGCGGAGAGAGCCCGGAGUGUCUCGUUUGAAGACAUGACUGCCUUGGUUGCUAGUCAGGAGGUGAUUGAAGCCACCACAGCUGUCCUGAUGCACCUUGGCCUACAAGAUGCGAAUGAUGGCAACGCCGGGCUCAACACGAGGACAUUUCUUAGCGCCUACAUGAUUGUGGGGCAUCCAGUCUCCGUUCUGUUGAACAAGACUGGCGCUCAAGAGUCGGACUUGAUCCUAAAGGCGUCGGAACUAAUCAACUUGUUCGAAGCGUCAGUCGCCAGGUUGGAUACUUGGAACAACUACACUGCAAACGAAAUGCAACAUGAGACUCUCAACCAGUCUUAUACUUCGUACACUUCGGCGUUUGCUGCGUGGAGGCUCCAAGAUUCCAGUAUUCUGAUCGAAGGCAUGGUUGCCUCCUUCGUUGAACUCGACGCCAUUUGGCAAACUGUGAAGGAUGAUAGUCGUGGCGAGGUGGCGAAUGAUUAUAGAGAAGGUAUCCGUGACAACCAAGUCAUGCUCUUAAGCAGGAUCAGGAAACUCGCAGGCCCCGAUCGGGCGGACUUCUUGAUUAAGAAAGCUAUCAAGGAGAGCCGACGCAGAAGACCUAAGAAGCGACCAGCCGCAGAAGUGAGACCACGAGGUGUCGAACCUUCGUCUGAUGCUUCCGCAUCCCCAGAGCAAGUGGUGGAUGACACCUUUGCACCUACACCCAUUGGCUCUGGUGAGCUCAACAAGCUCUUCACGACCAUGCCGAGCAACAGGGUCUUGACACACGAGCUCGCCAUCGACAAGGAGUACAGGCUCGAAGACAAGAACAGUGACCUGCGAGCACAGAUGUACCGCAGCAUUUGCGAGAGCAUGAAGGCGGGCUUCGCCGCGGGUAAUGCCUCACGUUGGACUCUCUCCGCCGCGGAGAACAUUAAGGAAAAGCUUUUGCGAAUGCUAAAGCCCGGUAUGAACAUGUACAAGAUGAUAUCGGAGGCGCUCGAUCUGGAAAACAUCAGCCGACAGUGCCAGCAGGGUGUAUUUAGCUAUCCAGGUUUCUUUGGGUUUAUGGCGAACGUGCUACCUAAGCUUUGUGCGCCAUUUCGAGACCAAGAGGUCAAGAUUUUGGCAGAUUACUUGCGUACUGAGAACGACGAGCUAGAUGACAUGAUCGAGAAGCUGUUCAAGCUCCUUCGCAUGGUCGACGCUCUCAGCCUGGACUACGUCAACUUCGUCAUCUCGCAGCAAGCCGCUAUUCUAGCGCGAGAGGCCGCUGGCUACGAAGCUCGAAUAUUCCGCCGAGAAUUGGAGUCUCACCACAUUACCCUCACCAACACCAAACGAUGGUGGCACCAAUCGCGGCGCUCUCUGGAAGCCGAGUCCGAUCGUAGAGAUCCCGAGAGCGUUCGCAUGCCAGCAGAUCAAGCUUCGCCGCAGAAGAUAUAUACCAAUGCGCUUGUUCAUCUGACCCUGUCGUCGAACGAGCUCGAUACGAAUGCAUGCCCCGAGACACUUCAUCUUGAUCUGGAGCGACUACAGAAACAGCGAGCGAAGGCAAUCAGGAUUGCAGUGAUCGGUGCAAUUCUUCUGACGACCAAGAACCUGUUGAAGCGCGACGUCCGAAGUCAGUGGAAGAAUGAAGCAGGCAGGCUCUGGGCACUACUUUCAACAGAACCGUAUGAAAGCACGGGUAGCACUGAAGGGCCUACAACAGCACAGAAGGCAUUUUCGAUUCUGGAGACAGCGCAUAACAUGCCUGAAAUGACAAAACGUUCGGUGCAGGGUACGAUAACCCGCUUCUUUGCACAAGCUGCACAAGUCAGCGCGAUUAGUGUUGGACAAAGGUGUGGUAGUGUGAGAUUCUCCGAUCCUGUUUUGAAGGUAUUGUUUCAACGACUGAAGACGCACGUCUUGAGCCGACUUUCGGCUGAAAGUAGUGCUGAGCGAGUGCGGGCUGCCAGUUCCGCUUCGGAGAGAUUGGCUGCCAGUGGAAUGGCGGAGUUUGUGUCUCAGGUUGCUUCUAUUGUUGAUACUUUAGAGAGAGUGACGAGGGUUGAUUGGGAGAGUCAUGGUAGUUGGUACGAGAACAUAGUAGCACAGGGAGUGUGAUUCGCUUACAUGGUCUGCGACAGUAUGAUGAGGAUAUGAGUACAUGAGACCAUUCGGUAGACGGAGUUAUGAACAUAGCUUGGGAUUCGAGAUGUCUUUUUCC